This is a messenger RNA of Rubroshorea leprosula, 2195 nucleotides long. The record is from the annotation of a GenBank genome assembly. NCBI's taxonomy places the organism in Eukaryota, Viridiplantae, Streptophyta, Magnoliopsida, Malvales, Dipterocarpaceae.
UAAUCAGAAUUCCGGUACGCAGUUUCUGCUAGAUCUCCGGCUCCGGUGGUUUGAUUCGACUAAGGUGUACUGUCCCCAAGACUAAAACCCCUUUCCAGUUUGAUAUACUAUCUUUUAAAUCCUGAAACCCUAGUUCGGUAUAAUCCUCUGAAACACUUUUUUCGCAGUCUCGAUUCGAGGACCUCUGGAGCAUCAAAAUGGAUGGGAGUUCACCUCCUACUUCUACAAACUCUGGGGUAGACAAUUCAGCACCUGAUGCAUCAUCAAAGCUUUCUCCUUCAGGGAUAUCAUCAUGGGCCAAAAACUUGAAGAUUCCACACUCAUUGUCAGUGUCUCAGGAUGACUCUCAGACAGCAAAUGCUGGGAAAUCAACGUUUGCACGAUUUACUAGUGGGUUUGGACGGCGCUUGUCCCCCAAAUCUCCUCCAACUAACGACAGCUCUGAGGGAGUUUCACCAAGAGCACAACCUGGUUUUAUUGGAACAGUUACUAAAGGUUUAGUUGACUCUUCCAAAAAUGCAGUGAAAGCUGUACAGGUCAAGGCUCGACAUGUUGUCUCACAGAAUAAACGGAGAUACCAGGAAGGAGGGUUUGAUUUAGAUAUGACAUACAUCACAGAGAACAUAAUUGCUAUGGGGUUUCCAGCUGGUGAUAAGAGCUCUGGGUUUUUUGGAUAUGUUGAGGGGUUCUAUCGAAAUCACAUGGAAGAAGUGAUCAAGUUUUUUGAAACCCAUCACAAGGGCAAGUACAAGGUAUACAACCUUUGUUCAGAGAGGCUGUAUGAUGCUUCUUUAUUUGAAGGAAAGGUUGCUAGCUUCCCAUUUGAUGAUCAUAACUGUCCCCCCAUUCAACUGAUAAUAUCAUUUUGUCAAAGUGCAUACUCUUGGUUGAAGGAGGAUAUUGAGAAUGUAGUGGUUGUGCACUGUAAAGCUGGAAUGGCCAGGACAGGGCUGAUGAUUUCUAGCCUUCUUCUAUACUUAAAGUUUUUUCCCACUGCUGAAGAGUCAAUUGAUUACUACAACCAAAAAAGAUGUGUCGAUGGAAAGGGUCUUGUUCUUCCAAGCCAAAUUAGAUAUGUCAAGUAUUUUGAACGCAUCUUGACACACUUUAAUGGUGUAAACCAGCCUGGGCGCAGGUGCAUGCUUAGAGGAUUUCGGCUUCACCAUUGCCCUUACUGGAUAAGGCCUUCCAUCGCUGUCUCUGAUCAUAAUGAUGUUCUGUUUUCUAGCAAGAAGCAUCCACGAACCAAGGAUCUCUCGCCAGAAGAUUUUUGGUUUAGUGCACCAAAGAAAGAGGUAAUGGUCUUUGCCUUGCCAGGUGAACCUGGUCUGACUGAGUUGGCUGGGGACUUCAAAAUCCAUUUUCAUGACCGUCAAGGAGAUUUCUACUGUUGGUUAAACACAACGAUGAUAGAAAAUAGAACAUUUCUUAACACCAGUGAUCUUGAUGGGUUUGAUAAGAGAAAAUUGCCUUCACCAGGUUUUCAGGUUGAGGUUGUCUUAGUAGAUCAUAAUGGUACUCUUCCAACAACUCCUAGUAUUGAAACUGCUCCCAAGAAGCUAGAUGAAAGCUCAGGCACCAGUGAUACUACCCCUGUUGACGGAGUUUCUGUUCCUUCAAACCAAAAUAAAGAGUCCAGAAAUAAUGACAAAGAUGACGUGUUCUCAGACAGUGAGGCAGAAGAACCUGGUUCUACAAGGAGCCAGAAAAAUCAGGCAGCUUCAACCAUGGAAGGAAACAGCUCCCCAACCACCUCCAAAUCUGAAACCAACGCUAAUUCAGAUAAAGCUGUAGGUUUGACAAGUGCAACUGAACAUUUAUCCCUGGGAAACACAAGCUCACAACAGACUAAUGCCACUAGCAGUGAGCCAAAAAGGGAUGCUAUAUGUGAGGCGACCCCUGGUGUCGAGGUUUCCAAUUCUGAAAGUGAAUUCAAGGCAAUGGCUGCAGAUGCAUCUGUUUUUACUUUUGGUGAUGAUGAAGACUAUGAAAGUGAGUAAAAUGUCGUCAGAAAACUCAAAGGACUAUGAAUUUGUCUAUGUACAUAUGAUAGGCGCAUAUGUUCAUGUUCAAUCUUAUUCGUUCAUUUGUAUGUUAAAAGUAUGGUUCUGGCUUAUUGAUGCUGUGAAUCAGUGGCUGGUGCUCCAUAUGAAUAAUUGUAGCAUAAAGUUGUGAAUUAAAUGCAUGGAAGUUGU